CCCCAGAUGUUAUGAAGACGUUUACUUCUCUCCUGGACGUGAUGAUGAAGAUACUUUUAAUAACUUUUCUCCUGUUUCCUGAAACGAUCCUGGGAGAGCAUCAUCUCACCUGCCCUCAGACGAUAGAGGCAGCAGAAGGAGAUGAUGUCAAUAUACAGUGUCGUCUGGACCCCCCCGUCAACUUGUCUGACUACACACUGGAUGUGGCGAGACUCGACCUCGGUGACGAUGAUGGUGAUGUCUACUGCUAUCGACAUGGAAAGGACCACCUGGAUGACCAGAUGGAUCGAUACAGAGGCAGAACAACUCUCAACCAUGAAGACCUGAUCAGAGGAAACAUGAGGCUGAAGAUCUCCUCAGUAAAUCUGUCUGAUCGUGGAAAUUACAUAGUCUUUCUCAAAAAGCUGCGAGCCCAUUCUGUUAUUAACAUCACUGUUGUUUCCAAAGACCAAGCGAACAGGACAAAGAGAACUGAUUCCAGCACAUCUGGACCUCCAGUGGAAGAAGAGACAGAGUCAGACCAUCGGGGGGAUGGUGAGAACAGGAAGACUGCCCGUGCUGUUAUCCUUCCCUCUGUUCUCCUCCUCUGGAUUCUCCUUGUUCUGUUGUUGAAGUCAAACCAGAACCGGACUGAAACCAUCAAACAGACUGAUCCUGAGUUGUAUCGAGAGGCUCAGAGGAAGGAAGGAGCAAGAACCAGAGAACGCCCUGAACCUGAACAUGGAAGCAGCCAAAGACCCGGAGAGAUCUGCAGGAAAUGGCGUCUUACUGUAGGAAACCUCGUCUGA
Molecule: messenger RNA, 788 nt
Organism: Sander lucioperca (pikeperch)
Lineage: Eukaryota; Metazoa; Chordata; Actinopteri; Perciformes; Percidae
Product: V-set domain-containing T-cell activation inhibitor 1-like
Exons: 6
Coding region: 12-788 (258 amino acids)
Source: RefSeq, a predicted model, not a curated record